This is a messenger RNA of Sus scrofa (pig), 5274 nucleotides long. It is a transcript of the gene GRHL3, whose product is annotated as grainyhead like transcription factor 3. Gene Ontology annotation, cellular component: nucleus. Gene Ontology annotation, biological process: regulation of transcription by RNA polymerase II. Gene Ontology annotation, molecular function: RNA polymerase II cis-regulatory region sequence-specific DNA binding; DNA-binding transcription activator activity, RNA polymerase II-specific. The record is from RefSeq and is a predicted model, not a curated record. NCBI's taxonomy places the organism in Eukaryota, Metazoa, Chordata, Mammalia, Artiodactyla, Suidae.
AAACAUCGGUGGAUGCCUGGCGCUGAGUGUGGAGGCUGGAUGGGCUUUCUAGAAGGGGAAAGAGCUGGGAGGCUGGCGCCAAGAUGCACAGAGCAAUUUGUAAGAGUAAAUGAAUGGGCUGACGAUCUCAUUCUGGCGUGUUGAGGCAAGCCCCAUCUCAAGCGAGGGCUGAGUUUCCCUGGGAAAAUCUUUUUUUUUCUCCUUUCUCUCUCUGCUGAGCAGUUUCGAGCCAAGCAGGGGAAACACAGGACUGAAACUGUGAAGGCUUUCGGCACCACUUUCUGAUACUGUGAAGGAGCCUUAGAAAUCAGAGACGGCUCCAAUCCCAUCUAGGCUUUCUAUCUUCAUGCCAAAAGGAACUUCUUUGAGGUGGUUCUAAGAACUGUCGUAGGCAAAGUGUUGGGUUUCUCUAAGGGGACUUGUUUGUUGGGUUGGAACAGUCCCAAGUGGGAAGGUUACAGUGCGCUGGUUAAACAUACGCACUCUUUAGUCAGCCUGACCUAGGUUCAAACCAGACCUCCGCUCCUCAAGGGCUGUGCGAUCUGGAUUUGGACAGGUCAUUCAACGGACCUGAGCUUCAUUUUCCUCACCUAGGAAAUGGGUACAACAACGUUUUGUAGGAUUCUUGAGAGAGUUAAGUGUGGUAAAGGCUGUAAAACGCUUAGCACAGAGCCGUGGUCUAAAGAUGCGUCCAACAAAACGUGGUUGAUUUUACUCAGAGGCAGUUCAAAGACGGAGGAAGGUGAGCGUGGUUUUCAGCGAGGUCAUCUCUCUUGCCUGACAGGAUGCAGGGGCCUUUCUGCCCACAUCUGGGAUUUAGAAUCCCCAUUGGGUGAUGCUUUCAUCAUGGAUUUCUGCUUGGGGUCCAGGCCUCAGAGAAGGUGGGAUGAGGCUGGGACUCUGGGCUGCUGUAGCCUGGGUUUGGGGAGCUGGCAGAAGCCAGGCUUCUAAAACACAGACUACCCUCUUCCUGCCACCCUCAGAGGUGAGUGGGCAGAGUCAAGGGUUGAACCAUCUUUUUUUCUCUAGCUACUCCUUAAUAGAUUGUUUUAAGAACUUGAAGAACUGACAGUAGAGCAGUUGGGGGGUCCUCACUGCAGACAAGUUUCCCUGAUACGAGUCAGCUCUUGGAUUCUCUUGGGUUAGCCGACUAUGUUCAUGGUACGACCACUGGGCAUCAGAUUUCUCUUGAAUGAACUCCCUGGGGUUGACGAUGUGUUUACAACUGGAAUAAGAGCAGGGGCAGGGGAGCCAACAUAUGGGUUCAAGUCCCAGCUCUGCCAUUAAUUAGCUGUGUGACCUUGGCCAAGUCACUUCACCUGAGUGUCAGUUUCCUCACCUGUAAAUUGUGGCCAUAUUGGUACCCACCUCAUGGAGGUGUUGGGGUAUCCAAUAGCUUUAGGAAAGCAAUUGGUUUGAAGCAGUUGGUUUAAAGUGGUUCAAAGCAAUCUAAAAUUCUCUUGUCACUUCACACAGAAACAACCAAUCAGUGAGCAUUUUGGAAUCCCUUGCUUUCUAUUUCUCUAUUCUUUGAAACAAAAAAAAACCAUCUUGUGAUGUGUCUCCAUCCCACUUAGAUCUGUUGGUUAAAACAGCAGAGGCUGUGGACCGAAAUGUAUUCAUUGGUGCCCCUUAGGGGGUAAGUAUCCUGAAGCUGGGUUACGUGAACAAAGACGUUUCCUGUUCUUCUCCUCCUUUAUGACUGGAUUUUGAAGUCAGAUCUCCUGACAGUUGAGGCUUCUCCUUUUGGGGUGGGGUCAGAGGAACCUGUGCCUGCUGAGUAAUUGCAGGCAGACUCUGAAGUCACCCUGAGAGAUCACAAUGAUGGAGUCUCAGUGCCUGGGGGCUCAAGUGACUUUACUGAUAAGGGGUGGGGGGUGGGCAGCGAAUCAAAUGCUUGGCUUGCAAGUUUUGAGCUGCUGCUGCGGUGGCCAGGGAUGUUGCUGUUACAGUCCCCCUAAAAGGGCUGAGUUAAGAGAAUUGGUCCUAGCGUCCGUUUUGAGCCCCCAAAGAACAACCAUGUCUUGCUAGACCCUGGUGUAGUGGAAAAAGCCAGAUGUGUACGUGAUUCUACCAGUCAGCAACUUAAGGAUCCUGGUGAAUGUGCUUCUCCUCCCUGGCCGUCUGUUUCCUUCUCUGUCCAAUAAGGACUAAAACACCUACCUGGACAGGGAAACAGUGAGCUCCCAUCUGUGGGCCACCCGGCCUGGAGGAGGAGCUCCAUAAACGCGGGCCCGAUUACUAGGCCACUUCGAAGGGCAGCUCUCGAGGAGCAUGGAGGCCAAGGCGGUGGAGUCAGAAGCCAGCUCUAGGCAGCUGGCAGGUGGAGCGCACGGGCCUUUGAUGUGGUUGGGCUGGACGCGGCCUCUGCAAGUGGCCAGGGGCCGCCAGCCCAGGUCGUAGGCGCUGGGGGAACUAGAGCCAGUCGCAAAGGAUCCUGGGGCGGUGGGGGAUCCCGGAAGUCGCUGCUUGCUGCCUUCCUCUCGCGGGAAAACAGCUCCCCCGGGGGCGCCCGGCCGCAGGAAGGCUGCCCUCUUUAGAGUCCUAAAUGGAGUGGUGGCCAAAUGGUGGUCGAGGGCCUCCUGGGUGCUCAGUCGGCUUGCGCAGUCCUGUCUCGCCCAACGAGGAAAUGAGAGGAUCGAGAUUAAGUGAUCAGCACGCAGUAGGUCUAUCAGUGGAGGAGAGAGAAGGAAUUUCAGAUCUGUGCGGCUGCUAAAGAAUGACCCGGUUAACUUCCAGAAGUUCCCCUACACUACCGAGGAUGAGGCCUGGAAGACCUACCUGGAGAACCCCUUGACAGCUGCCACGAAGGCCAUGAUGAGGGUCAAUGGAGACGAUGACAGCGUUGCAGCCCUGAGCUUCCUCUACGAUUACUACAUGGGCCCCAAGGAGAAGCGGAUACUAUCCUCUAGCACUGGGGGCCGGAAUGACCAAGGAAAGAGGUACUACCAUGGCAUGGAAUGUGAGAUGGACCUCACCCCCCUUGAAAGUCCCACGCACCUCAUGAAAUUCCUGACAGAGAAUGUGUCUGGAACCCCAGAGUACCCAGAUGUGCUCAAGAAGAGUAGCCUAAUGAGCUUGGAGGGGGCUGCGCCCGCCGCGGGCAAGGCAGCUCUCCUCCCCCCAGGCCCCAGCAAGCUGGAAGCCGGUUCUGUGGACAGCUACCUGCUGCCCACCAGUGAUGUGUAUGAUAAUGGCUCCCUCAGCUCCUUGUUUGAGAGCAUUCACGGCGUGCCUCCCACACAGCGUUGGCAACCUGACAGCACCUUCAAAGAUGACCCACAGGAGUCACUGCUCUUCCCAGAUAUCCUGAAAACGUCCCAGGAACCCCCGUGUCCAGAGGACUAUCCCAGCCCCAAGAGUGACUUUGAGUACACUCUGGGCUCCCCCAAAGCCAUCCACAUCAAAUCAGGCGAGUCGCCCAUGGCCUACCUCAACAAGGGCCAGUUCUACCCUGUCACCCUGCGGACCCCAGCAGGCGGCAAAGGCCUUGCCCUGUCCUCCAACAAAGUCAAGAGUGUGGUCAUGGUGGUCUUUGACAACGAGAAGGUCCCGCUAGAGCAGCUGCGCUUCUGGAAGCACUGGCAUUCCCGGCAGCCCACAGCCAAGCAGCGGGUCAUCGAUGUGGCGGACUGCAAAGAAAACUUCAACACCGUGCAGCACAUUGAAGAGGUGGCCUAUAAUGCACUGUCCUUUGUGUGGAAUGUCAACGAGGAGGCCAAGGUGUUCAUUGGCGUCAACUGCCUCAGCACAGACUUCUCCUCACAGAAGGGGGUGAAGGGUGUCCCCCUGAACCUGCAGAUCGAUACCUACGACUGUGGCUCAGGCACCGAGCGCCUGGUUCACCGUGCUGUCUGCCAGAUCAAGAUCUUUUGUGACAAGGGAGCAGAAAGGAAGAUGCGGGAUGACGAGCGGAAGCAGUUCCGGAGGAAGAUCAAAUGCCCCGACUCCAGCAACAGUGGCAUCAAGGGCUCCCUGCUGUCGGGCUUUAGGGGCAAUGAGACCACCUACUUGCGGCCUGAGGCAGACCUGGAAACUCCGCCGGUGCUCUUCAUCCCCAACGUGCACUUCUCCGGCCUGCAGCGCUCUGGCGGGGCGGUGCUCUCUGCAGGACACAGCAGCUCCAACAGGCUGCCUCUGAAGCGCACCUGCUCGCCCUUCACCGAGGAGUUCGAGCCUCUGCCCUCCAAACAGGCCAAGGAAGAUGAUCUGCAGAGAGUUCUGCUGUACGUGCGGAGGGAGACGGAGGAGGUGUUUGACGCCCUGAUGUUGAAGACCCCGGACCUGAAGGGGCUGAGGAACGCGAUCUCUGAGAAGUACGGCUUCCCCGAGGAGAACAUUCACAAGGUCUACAAGAAAUGCAAGCGAGGAAUCCUGGUCAACAUGGACAACAACAUCAUUCAGCACUAUAGCAACCACGUCGCCUUCCUGCUGGACAUGGGGGAGCUGGACGGCAAGAUCCAGAUCAUCCUUAAGGAGCUGUGAGGCCUGCGCGCCCCCCUCCCCCCUCGGACCUCUGGGAACGGGCUCCAGGCCGGGAGCCAGCUGGGACGCAGUCCCUCGCCGCACACACCCUCUCCUCCCGCCGAAGGAAGAGGCCCGGGAGUCCCUCCCCCGUGUGUCCAGGCCAGGAAGGGACCUGGGAGGUGUUCUGAUCGGAACACCCUUGUCGUGCUUGGAUCUGCUCUCUGAACCUCCUGCCACACCUGCCCAGCAGUCAGGCCAUCUUGAUGACGUGCCCAGCGGACUCCUGCCUCCCAAAGACUCUUCACUGCCACCCAUCUCCGGCAGGCUGCAUUCCCCGGGGGGAUGCGGACCCUAUGUCCCCAGGCUCACCCGACGCUUCGCUCCAUUCUCGAUUCUUCCACCAUCUUCAGACCAGUGAUUUCUCUUCCUCUGGUCAGUUAGUUACCCUGAAAACACUGGAUUUGCCGUGCAAAUGCCUUUUAAAAGACACUGUGGUGGAAACACUCCUCAGAGACUCCCUCAACCCAAGAGGGAGAGGAGUCGACCAACUGGAACGAAGGGGCCACUCGCUGUUGUACACAUUUCUUAUUUACAAUUGUCAUUUAUGUGAUAUAUAUAAAUAUAUAUAUAAGUAUAUAUUGUGUAUAUAUAUGCAACAUUUUAUAUUUUUCAUGGAUACAUUUUUAUCAUUUCAAAAAAUGUGUAUUUCACAUUUCUUGGACUAUUUUUUUAGCUGUUAUUCAGUUAUGCAUUUUGUAUACUCAUAUGGUAUUUAGUAAUAAAAUUCUACUUAUGUAUUACUUCAAA